GUCCUAAAACGCGGAAAUACGAUUUUGAUUGACAGCCAACGGAUUUGCUCAUUCGCGGUACCUCUAGUGCGCGUGCUCUUCUGUGUGUUACGUGACGAUAGAGUUGCUAGGUUUUAUCUCUGCUUUCGUCUGUUAUUUUGAUAAUAAUUUAGUAAUACAUAAAACAUAGCUAUGCCUCAAGCUGGUUCACUGGAAGACCGACUCAGGAGUGUAGCACAGGACGCGCCAGCGGAAGAAAAGCCGGCGCCAAAGCCAGCUAUUGAUAGAGAGAAAACCUGUCCACUCUUGCUGAGGGUUUUUACUUGCAAUGGAAGACACCAUCCUCUGAGUGAUUAUGCGCGAGGAAAUGUGCCAAAUAAUGAAUUACAGAUUUACACAUGGAUGGAUGCAACAUUGAAAGAAUUAACAAGUCUGGUGAAGGAAGUGAAUCCUGACGCUCGAAGGAAGGGAACAAAGUUUGAGUUUUCUACAGUUUAUAUGGAAAGAAAUGGACGCCAUAGGUACAAAGACAUUGGUCGAACAAUGGCAGGAUUGAAGGGGCCAGAUGACAACGUUACUUUACAGGACCAAAAAUUCCAGAUUGGGGAUUUCAUGGACAUAGCAAUUUCAAUGCCACAGAUGGGAAGAAGAGAUUCAUGGAGGUGAACACUGAAAUUGGGAACACCCAAUAUUGGCGAUAUGUUGUCUGAAGAAAGCAAUGACUUGGUUUUUAAUUUGCCUCUUGGCUUCAACAUUUUGGUCAACUUAGUCUACUUGGGCACGGAAUACAGAUUUAUUGAAUAACAUUUAUUCAAAAAGUUUGCAAGUUUGCUUAUACAAAUUGAGUUUUUUCGGACAAGGAUUAACUAAUUUAGGCAUUUUAUCCCUUUCAUUAGAUGGUUCAGUUAUCUAUAGAUAGCUGAAAACCAAAGUUAUCAUUUUUUGCUGCUUGAAAUUUAUAAAUUUCUAACCUUGUUAGUAGACUACCCAUAUACAAUUUAAGUCACACUCAAUGCCUUACUAUCAUUUGGGGUUAUGUGUGACUUCCUUGCUCUACUCCUUUGCGCAAGUGGAUUCUCGAAGGUGAAAACUUUUUAUUUUGGUGGUUUUACAUACUGCUUUUCGGAAUUCAGUCUCACCAAGCAGUUCCAAAAUUGUGCAUUUUGAGCGAGUUGUGAGAUAUCAAUUCACUUCUUACUGCUACAGGUCUACCAGCUUUCACAUUGUAGUUCUGGGUUCAAAGUGAUACUCUCCAUGAUGCUGAUCUAACAUUAGGCAAUCCAAUUAUUCUGAAUGAGUCUGUUAUGUUUUUAUGGUGCAGUUUUCAAAUAAAAUACAUCUUGUCCCGAGUG
Styela clava is the source of this 1331-nucleotide messenger RNA. The record is from RefSeq and is a predicted model, not a curated record. NCBI's taxonomy places the organism in Eukaryota, Metazoa, Chordata, Ascidiacea, Stolidobranchia, Styelidae.